This is a messenger RNA of Telopea speciosissima, 1509 nucleotides long. RefSeq lists its product as uncharacterized. The transcript is spliced from 10 exons. The record is from RefSeq and is a predicted model, not a curated record. NCBI's taxonomy places the organism in Eukaryota, Viridiplantae, Streptophyta, Magnoliopsida, Proteales, Proteaceae. The coding region runs from base 1 to 1509 and encodes 502 amino acids.
AUGGCUCUGCGCUUAUUUGACAUUGUCAAAUUUUUGGAGUGCUCGGCUAGUUCAAAGUUCUCGGCUCUUCAAGCGCUCGUCUGCUCUCAGCGUUCAGCACUUUUUCGUGUUUGGCUCUCCUUCAUCCUUCGUUCAACAAGUAAGUCUUCUCACUUCAACAUGUCAGUUAAUAGUGGUCCUGAGGGCGAAGCGCUCGCCAGGUUACAGUUAAUAGCUAUGUCUAGAAGUUGGAUUGAUAACUCAAGGGAACCAUCUUUUAGGGAAGGGGAGUCUACUGAUGUUCCUGAUCAGGUAUCACCAAUAAGAAAGAUACAACACAAACAAAGUCGGGUACACUCGAGAGAGGAGAUGCAAAACCAGUUAGAGGCUACUGAUCAGCCAUCACAACCAUCACAUGGUCGACAGUCUUCUCCAGCUCCAACUCCAACUAGAACCUCUGAUCCACACUUGGCCCAAGAUGAACCCGACUCUGAUGCUAAUACAGAUGGAAUGGAUUCAGAUUCUGGACCAAUUAUGAGAAAGAGGCGAGGACCAGCAAGGGGCCUCAAAAUUGCUUCAUUGCCCCCUGGCCAAAGAGUGGACAUUUUUGUUAAUGAUCACGGGCAACCAUGCAACGAUGAAACAUCCCAAUUGAUGACUUGGAUUGGGACACUAGCAUGUGCUUCAUCGAAUUUGCCGUGCAAUUAUACAGAUUGGAGAAAGAUUCCAAUGGAGAAGAAAGAUGAUGCAUGGAAGAAAAUCAAAGAAAAUUUUGAUCUUACCGAUGAUACUAAGGCAUGGGCAUUACAGAAGUUGAAUGAUCGUUGGAGAGACUUUAAGUUUGACUUGAAGGCAAAGAUCUAUAACCGAUAUACCACAUAUGAGGAACGGGUUCUGAAUCGUGAUAAACGUGUUCCACUAGAGCAGUGGCUAGAUCUCCUCCACUUGUGGGAUACCGAUUCUUUUCAGGCCAUGUGUACGCGUAAUAAAGAUAAUAGGUCCAAACUUAAAAUGGGCCAUACUGCAGGAAAGAGGAGUUUUGCACAAAUACGAGAGAGGAAGCAUAAAGAGAACCCAGAUGGUGUGCCUCCCUCUCGGUUGGAGUUUUUCAUGGAAACACAUACUAGAAAGGAUGGAUCUCCUGUAGACAGCACAUCACAGGAGAAAAUGAAACGGAUGUCAGACAAACUCAAGGAGAAACCUGAGGAAGAACAAAGGGAUAUGGCAGUGCAUGAGGAGAUCUUCAGCGAUGAAAUGGGAGAUGAUAUACAUGGUCGAGAGCGCUUAGCUGGCGUUGUAAUUCGUCCAAAAGGGACAUCAAAUAAAAAGAUUGUUGUCUUUAUACAGGAAAAUGCCGAGUUGCGGAGUGAGGUGAGAGAUUUGAAAGAGAGGCUAGCAAAACAAGGUGAAGAAAUCUCUUCGAUGAGGUCCGAUUUUAAUGAGUUAAUGCAAUUUGUGAGAGGAAACACUUCAGCAAGCAUGCAGUCCACAGAGGCUUCAAAUCAUGGAGAUGGUCCAUCACAGUUGUAG